AAUAUCAAAACAAAAACUAAGAAGUCUUCUUUUUGAUAUAUAUUUAUUUUUUAUUAUUUAUCUACGUUUUAUACACGGUUAGUCAGUCGUGGUUUAAUAAAAUUUAUUUUAAAUAUUUUAGAAACUAAUUAAUCAGAAUGAAUGCGCCACCGACCUUUGAAUCAUUUUUAUUGUAUGAUGGAGAAAAGAAGAUUAUUCGAGAACAAGAUACAAAAGUACCCAAUGCUGCUAUAUUUACUAUUAACAAAGAAGAUCACACGCUUGGUAAUAUGAUAAGGAACCAACUUUUGAAAGAUCCCAAUGUAUUAUUUGCUGGUUAUAAAUUACCACAUCCACUAGAACAUAAAUUCGUAUUAAGGAUACAAACAACUUCUGAAUAUUCACCGCAAGAGGCUUUGAUGCACGCUAUUACAGACUUAAUUUCUGAAUUGUCUUUAUUUGAGGAACGAUUUAAGGAAGCCAUUAAAGAAAAGAAAGAAGGAUUGGACUAAGUGUUAGUAACUUAGUUAAUUUGUUAUUAAUCAAAAAAAGUUUUUGUUUCAAUUUGCAAUAUACAGUCUCUAUUUGAUAUAUUUUUAAAUGAAAUUGUAUAUUCAGAUAAUUGCACUUUACUUGAGUGAAAUGUAAUUAUUGUGACAACUGUUUCAAGUAAAUGAUGUCAUUCUCAGAAUUACACAAGUUUUUUUUCAC
Diorhabda sublineata is the source of this 690-nucleotide messenger RNA. It is a transcript of the gene Rpb11, whose product is annotated as DNA-directed RNA polymerase II subunit RPB11. Gene Ontology annotation, molecular function: protein dimerization activity; DNA binding. Bases 138 to 491 code for a protein of 117 amino acids. Gene Ontology annotation, biological process: transcription by RNA polymerase II. NCBI's taxonomy places the organism in Eukaryota, Metazoa, Arthropoda, Insecta, Coleoptera, Chrysomelidae. The transcript has 4 exons. Gene Ontology annotation, cellular component: RNA polymerase II, core complex. The record is from RefSeq and is a predicted model, not a curated record.